Molecule: messenger RNA, 2008 nt
Organism: Cuscuta campestris
Lineage: Eukaryota; Viridiplantae; Streptophyta; Magnoliopsida; Solanales; Convolvulaceae
Source: the annotation of a GenBank genome assembly
AGAAGAGAUGAAGGAACAAUCUCUUCAUCUGCAAUCAUAAAUGAGACAAAGAAUCCAUCAGAGGUUCAUUUCCAGCGGAUCAGCCCCAGUUGUUGUAACCAGUCCAGUCCCCACUCAAGAAAACAUAACCCGUCUGAUUCUUGAUCAAAAAUCUGCUUCCGAAGCUCUCCAAACCUUCAGAUGGGCAUCCAGUCUUCCCCAUUUCACCCACUCCCAGUCCACAUUCAGAGCUCUGGUUCACAAGCUCUGCGCUUUCCGGCGUUUCGAAACCGUCUACCAACUGCUCGACGAAAUGCGCAGCUCAAGUUGCGUGUCCCCUGACGAAGGCGUUUUUGUCACUGUCGUCCGUGGUUUGGGCCGGGCUAGAAUGGUCAGGGAAGUGAUCAGAGUUCCAGAUUUAGCCUCCAGGUUCGGUCUGGCCCCGAGUCUGAAGCUCAUGAAUUCGAUUCUUGAUGUUUUGGUCAAGGAGGACAUUGAUAUUGCCAGGGAGUUUUACAGGAAGAAGAUGAUGGGAUGCCAUGGUUUUGUUCAAGGAGAUGAUUACACUCAUGCGAUUCUAAUGAAAGGGCUCUGCGCCACCAACAGAAUCCGGGACGGAUUCAAGCUUCUGCAGGUGUUGAAGACCCGGGGCGCGAAACCAAACAUUGUUAUAUACAAUACACUCUUGAGUGCCCUUUGUAAGAAUGGGAAAGUUGGGAGGGCAAGGAGUUUGAUGAGGGAAGUAUCCGAACCCAAUGACGUGACGUUCAAUAUCUUGAUUUCUGCUUACUGUAAAGAUGAUAAUCUAGUGCAGGCAUUGGUUAUGCUGGAGAAAAGCUUCAGCAAAGGGUUUGUUCCUGAUGUUAUAACAGUGACUAAGGUAUUGGAAAUCCUAUGUAACAAAGGGCGUGUCUCUGAGGCCGUUGAGGUCCUACGAAGAGUAGAGGAGAGCAGAGGGACGAUUGACGCAGUGGCUUAUAAUACACUGAUAAAAGGCCAUUGCAGGUUAGGGAAGGUCAAAUUUGGGCGUCGGCUAUUGACUGAGAUGGAGAGGAAAGGGCACUUGCCAAAUACAGAGACAUAUAACUCUUUGAUAUCUGGUUUAUGUGAGUGUUCCAUGUUGGACAUGGCUCUUGACAUGUUUAAUGAAAUGCAAAUGGUUGGGUUGAAGUGGAAUUUUGCCACUUAUGAUACUCUAAUCCACGGGCUUUGCUCCGUCGGGAGGACUCAAGAAGGGCUCAAGAUCUUGGCUUUAAUGGAGGAGAGUAAAGGGGAGAUUCACAUAAGGCCUUAUAAUGGGGUCAUAUAUGGCCUUUACAAGGAAAACCGUUUGGACGAAGCGUUUGGAUUCUUGAAGAAUAUUGAUAAUAUAUUUCCACGAUGCGUAGAUAGGAGCCUUAGAAUUCUCCAAUCGUGCAAAGAUGGAAGCAUUGACGGAGCGAAAAAGUUUUAUCUUCAGAUGAUAGAGGAAGGUGGCAUUCCAUCUGCAUUGGUUUAUGCAGACCUAAUCCAUACAUUUUGUGAGAAAGAACGGUUAAGGGAAGCGAUCGAGGUGAUGAAUGAGAUGGUCGGGCACGGCUAUCUUCCCGUUGCUUCCACGCUCAACGCGGUGAUCAAAGGGCUUUGCAAGAAGGGUAAAAUUGGAAACGCCUUAAAGUUCAUGGAGGAUAUGAUGGGAAGAGGUUGCUUACCUGAUGCAAAAAGCUAUGGUUUGUUUCUUGAAUCCUUUUGUAGUAAAGGAGAGUUCCACAAAGCUUUCAUCAUCUUUAUGCAAAUGGUGGAAAAGGGUAUAAUUCCAAACUUUUCUUCAUGGAAUACAUUGGUUCAAUGUUUGUGUCAAGAACACCAAAGUAUGUGUUGUGUGGGUGACAAACUUUGUUUCAUUAUAGAAACUUGAUGUCAAAAUUUGAACAUUUUAAGGAAAAUGAUUCAUGUGACGUGUCAUUUUACAUGAACCUGGCAAUAACAACAAUAACCCAGUAUGAUCCCAACUCCCUUGGGAUAUGGGAAAUCAAGAUGUACUCCCUUG